UUAGUUUCCAAAGUGGUCCAGGAGGACCCCCAGAGGUCCACGGGAGACUCGACGGGGGUCUACGUUGGCAAAAAAUAAUGGAAUAUGAAAAUGUAGCUGCAGGGGGUUCAACAGAACCAGCUAAAUUUUGAAAGUGGUCUAUGAGAAAAAGUCUUUUAAAACUUAAGCCCUCUAUUUUUUUGAAAGGAAAUACCUAUUUUAUGAAAAAAAUACAUUGAAACACCAUUCAUUUGGUUUACAUACAGUUUGGGAAAAUUCCGUCAACGAUAAACGCAACCUUUGUCUAGAUAAGGCUGUUUAGUAUAAUUAUAUCAAAUGGAACUCAAGAAAAUUCGCGCAAUCCUUUAUGCAGGAUAAUGGAACCACUCCAAGAAAUUCACCGGGAUCAGUGGCCCCAACUUCUCAAAAUUUUUGAACAGGAUUGGCCUCUGAAUGUUGUAGCUUAUUGUAUACUGGACACUCAAAUAUCCAAUCCUGAACUAAGUACACCAUUUAAAUUCAGAAUUUACGCUCCAGAUGGUAAUCUUGAAUACGGAAUGAUUGCAAUGAUAGAAAUGUUCACCUAUAAAGAAGUAACAAUACAUCCAACUAAAGGAAGCAGAAAAAUAAUAGAAAAGGCAUUAUUAGAAACAAAUGUAAUAAAUUGGAGUCAGGAAUUCUACAUCUCAGCUGCUAGUGACGAGGUUGUGCAAUGUCUGGAGAAUAUUAAGGAUCGAAAAGGAAUUACAUUAUCUUACAAUAAUACAAAUGAACCUCCGACAUACAUGCAAAUGUUGAAUAAUGAUGCAAACUUGUAUGAAAAUGUAUCAUGUCCAUCGAAUACCUACGUUGGUUCUUUAAAACCUGAAGACAUAGAAAUCGUAGAUCAGUGUUGGACUUAUCACAGCGCGUUUUCUCAUCGUGUCUUGAAAAUUUUAAUGGAAAAUGAUUUAACAUACGUUCUUUAUUCGUAUGAAAAUAAACCUCUUGCAUGGAUUGUCAUCAAUGAGUUCGGUGCUUUAUCGCGAUUAUUUUGUAUUGAAGAACAGAGAGGAAAAGGUUAUGGUGAACUCAUUGCAAAAUAUGCUGUAAAUGAGUGGUUAAAGAAAGGUAAAGUAGCCUUGGGAUUUACUAUAGAUGGAAAUUAUAAAGCUGAAAAUUUGUUUCGUAAAUUAAAUUUUGAAAAUGUAGGAACCGUUUACUGGGUUAAAGUAAACAAAAAUAAAUAA
Molecule: messenger RNA, 1208 nt
Organism: Hyposmocoma kahamanoa
Lineage: Eukaryota; Metazoa; Arthropoda; Insecta; Lepidoptera; Cosmopterigidae
Exons: 3
Coding region: 357-1208 (283 amino acids)
Cellular component (GO): mitochondrion
Molecular function (GO): glycine N-acyltransferase activity
Source: RefSeq, a predicted model, not a curated record